AUGGUAAGUAGUCAUUGCUUUGUCCUGGCUUUUGGGAGGAGUUGAAGAUUGUGAUUAGAGUUGCCAUAUCUUGAAGAGCCACUGCCAGUCUGAGCUGUAGAAAGAGGCACAGGGGUAUGGAGGGCUACAGUUAUCGCGCCUGCACGUCUCUUUCCCCAGCUCGGACUGGCAGCAGCCGAGGCAUGAAGAGCAGCCUGAUUCUGAGCUCAAGCCCUCCCACCCCCCCCCAAUGGACAUUUCCUCUAACAUGUAAAAAUCUGCCCAGAUGGGCAUGUUGUCCCCCCACAAGAGGAUAUAUCUGGGUUUCCCCAGACGUAUAGCAACCCUAAUUGUGAUGAGUCAUUCAGUUAUGAUUUUAUUUUACCUGCUUCAGUACAGUGGUACCUUGGUUUAAGAACAGCCCUGUUUACGAACUAUUCGGUUUAUGAACUCUGCAAAACCAGAAGUACAGUGGUACCUCGGGUUACAGACGCUUCAGGUUACAGACGCUUCAGGUUACAGACUCUGCUAACCCAGAAAUAGUACCUCGGGUUAAGAACUUUGCUUUAGGAUGAGAACAGAAAUUGCGCGGUGACAGUGGGAGGCCCCAUUAGCUAAAGUGGUACCUCAGUUUAAGAACAGUUUCAGGUUAAGAACGGACCUCCGGAACGAAUUAAGUUCUUAACCCGAGGUACCACUAUAGUGUUCCAGUUUGUGAACUUUACCUCGGUCUACGAACAGAAGCCGAAUGGUGGAAGGGCACCAGUGAUGGGAGGCCUCAUUAGGGAAAGCACGCCUCGGUUUAAGAAUGGCUUUGGUUUAAGAACAGACUUCCAGAACAGAUUAAGUUUGUAAACUGAGGUACCACUGUAUUUCAUUUGACUCUGUUCAUCUUAUUGAUUAUUGUGGGAGGCGAGUUAUUGGUUUGUUUUUGUUUUAUUAUGUAUUUUGUGCUCUCAUUUUGUAUUUUUAUGUUGUGAACUACCCUAUGAUCUUCAGAUUCCGGUAGGUACCUAUAUACUAAAUGAAUGAAUGAAUGAAUGAAUGAAUGAAUAGUGUCCAUCUGAGACCCUUUGGGUGGAGUAGAGUACAAGAUCAUGCUUUCUCCACAAUCUCAAUGCAUUCGUCCUAAAAUUAUAGUAAUUGGUUUUGUGUUUUGAAAUGGAAUUGAGCCUGGUUUUGCAAUCUGUUUAAAUCUCAGUGGUUAAUCAAAAUUCUUCAAUUUCUGCUGCAGGACAUUGUGUUUAUGUUCUUCAAGUAUAGACGCAAUUCAAAAUAUAUCAGUUGGAGAAAAUCAGACCACAUAUUGAAAUGUGAUAUUCUGUUAAGAUAUUUGGAUUGUGAAUUGUUGAUCUUGACAUUCAAAUCCAAAUCAAAUUUACAACUUUCAUCAGAAAAUUCAAAUAAACUUGAAGCAAACUUUUUGCCCCUCCCACACUUUUGCAGUGAGUUAGCACAACGUAUUUCGACUUCCUUUUCCCCCCACACCUAUUAGGAGCAAAUAAAUUAUUGAUUUGCUGUAUAUGGGAAGCAGCACUGAAAUUGGCAGACCACAGAGAAAGGAGCAAAUUAACAUAACAACACUGUUGAGUACAUUACCUUCCUUGCAAUGUGUUUCAGAUCAGAACAUUUUAACAAGUACUGAUGUAGUUUGGAGUUCUGAAGACAUCGUCACUUAAUUGUUUGGCUCACUUUGCACUUUCCCUUUCAAUAUACCUAAAAAUACAUUUUGUCUUGACAUAGCAGACUGAAGACAAUGGUGGAGAAAGAACUCCCCAAAGUGGUUGCGAAUACAAGCAAUGAACAAAUGGAUUUGAAUUUAUGUGAUGCUUAUGAUGACAUCUAGCAUCUCUGUAGCACAGAAGGCCAAAGGGAUUAUAUGUAUGCACUGCUAAUGCUCAUGGAAACUCUUCUGUGAAUAUGCUUUUACAUGCAGGAGUCUGAAAAAGCUGAUAUAUCCUUGUAUGAGGAAUACUAAUAACAAGGUUUCAAAGUUUUCUGUAUUGGCCCUUUGGGGAGCUGUUGCUUUCUGACCACUUCAGAAAUAGUGUAAAGCAGAAUAAAUUGAAGCUUUGUUAUUCCCCCACCCACCCACCGCAAGCAUUCUUAUCACUUACAAUGAAAAUACAGAAUACAAGAAGUGGGAUCUGCAACAUAUAAUAAUAAUAAUAAUAAUAAUAAUAAUAAUAAUAAUAAUAAUAUCUUUAUUGUCAUUGCACCCUUCGGGGACAACGAAAUUACUUGACUGCUCCAUAAAAACACUAAUUAAUCAAUACAGUAUAAUACAGCAAGGGAGAUUAGAUGACUUUCAAAGUCCGGGCUUCCCAUUCAGGGCCGAGAUCGCUCUGGAGAAGAAGCUGUUCUUAAGACGGCUAGUUCUUGUCUUCAUCGUCCUGUAUCUCCGUCCCGACGGCAAGAGCUCGAAGAGACAGUGACCAGGAUGCGAUGGUGGAGAGCUCCAAUAUAAUGUUGCUGUGUGCAUCUUUCAGGAUAUUCAAUUCCACCCCCAAUUCCUAUUUUUUGUGUGUGUUUUCUUUCUUUCUUUCUUUCUUUCUUUCUUUCUUUCUUUCUUUCUUUCUCAGACAUCCAGCAGUCUGUGGCUACUGAGCAUGCUCAGUCUUCAUUUGACCUGUUUUGGAGGUCUCAUGCCUCAAAGUUUUCCCCCACUAGAGAUUUUUGUACUUCUGCAAACCUUUGGAUCUUCCCAAGUUGAUUGCUACCAUCCUCUCGUGUGUGGCUGGUGUCAUUUUGGCUAUGUAGGGAUUCACGCUGAUAAUGAGAUCACUGCAUAGAAUAUUACAACAAAGGAAGUAAAAAUAAAUAUCAGCAACAGAAAAAAAAAAGAUUGGAAUAAAAACCAGGUGCUGGAGAAAACAACAACAAGAUAUACAAUUAACAUAAUGAAUGAAUGAAACUUUAUUUGCGUCGGCCAUCGCUCAUAGCAACAAAAGAACAUUGCGAUGUACACAGAACUAAAUAAGAAGUUGAUUAUAUAAAACACAGUAUAGGGUACUGAAUCAGCAAUCAAAUAGUGGACCUUAUUCUGAUUGCCCCAUCUACAAACCUUGCAGCCUUUGCUGUCAUCUGCUCCUCUUGAUCUGCCAGGAGAAAUGACACUGUGGCAGUGGUUGGGUGACCCGGAAUGGACAAUAAAAGAGGAGUGAUAAUCUCAUUCCUCAGGUCUUUGUAAAGAAUGCACGCCAGGAGGGCAUGCACCACUGCCAUCUCUGCAGGGACAUAAGCGUUUUUCGUGUGGAAUCUGUUGGAAUCGUCCCUCAAGUACAGCCAAGGGCAGUACAUUCAGUCUUGCAAGGGUAAAGGCACGUCUAUAUUUUGGAAUUGCUAGAUUAUACAGAUAGGGUGCCAAAGAAUCAAAGUGAGAGGAUGGAAAGUGGUCAUACCAUGGGCAAAAUUUCCUUAUUGUGGCCAAGUUGUUCUGAUGCUCGAUAUCAUUUAGGCGUUGGCAAAUUAGACUGUUUGCUUUACUAUAACCCACGGUGAGUAGCUGUUGUGGGGAUAAACCACAAGAGUGAAGUUUUUGAUUGACAAUUUUAGACCAGACACUCUUGUGAAAGUCUUGUUGCACUAGGGAUAUUAGACCGGGUGGGGGGGGGGGUUGAGUUUAGGCGAAGCCAGAAGUUAAGUGACCUGCACCAAAUCCAUAAUUCUACCGAGGGGAGAUUGGCCUCUAGGUGCAAUGAUGCAUUUGGAACACAGGAUGGUACAAUUAACAUACCUGUGGGAAUAGUAAGCUAAAAUGACACCUAAGUAAGUGUCAGGUGAUCCUCUCCUGGAUGCCACCACAUAAAAGUCACAGUCAUCACACACUUCAGAUGUGAUGGUGGAGAAGGGGUACCCAAAGAGGACCUUUGUAGAAGUUCAUAUCAAAAUAGAGAAUUCAGCUAGCCCAUUGUUUGCUCCAGGGGUAGGAAACCUCAGGCCUUAAGUUGGAUGUUCAGGACCAACUGAUGCAUCAAGUAUCAUAGGAUGAUCCAGGAAGGCUUGAGGAAUUCAGUCUUCGUGAAUUGUUCUGCAAAAGGCUCCUUGCCCACACUUCAUAGGCCGAUGUGAAUACCCAAACUUAGUUAUCCACUCAGAUUUUGCAGCUCUCCAAAUAUUGUGCGACACAGGCCUCAUCAGCUUAAACGUAUCAAAAUACAUAUUUUAAGGCAUAUUUCUGAAAUAAAAUACAUAAUUUAAUACAUGCUAAAUUAAAUAUGCAUUUGGAGAAGAUUUCUUUAAAGCAAACAUUUGCAGAUUAAUGUGCCAAUGGAGCAGAGCGGACAGAUUCCUGGAGCUCAGAGUACUACCUCACUUAGCUUAGAGGAGUGGAUAGAAUAAACUUGCAGUAGCCACUGCCUUCAAGGUUUUCCCCAAAGGAGAUGAUAAAACAUAAGCAGCGACAUAAAUGCCCCCCUGCCCAUGAUUAGGGGUGGAUGUUAAAGCUAACAACAUGCAGUAUUCAUCACUUUUGGAAAGGUUUAUCACCAGACCAAAAACCAGAUGUAAUGCCUGGAUGUUCUAAUAAUUGUAAAAGACUAUAUUCCCCAACCAAUUUCAUGAAAAUUUGUGCUGAAUGUUCAUGUGGUGAAGUUAUACCAUGUGCAAACAGCAUUUGGAUUAUUCCUUUACGUUGACCCAUUUGGUUGAUUUUUGGAGUAUUAACCCAAUGUUCAUAAUGUGUCCAUUGACCAUGGAAGCAAUUUAGAACUUUCCAGUAGCUCACAAAUACAUGAGGUCAUGAGUUUUCAGGGUCCAGGUCUGCCUCAACUAAGGUCUCUUUGUUUGGGUAGAUUAAUGGUUUUGAAUAAGACUCUGCAAUGCAGUUUAAGAAUCUCUGUGGCUCACACUUAAAUGCAAAACAUGGAAGCAUGAGAAUGAAGUUAUAGAGUAUAAGGAUGAAAUAUCCUUCCAAUACAAUGGGCUUGAAAGUCUUUAUUCACAUUUGUGACAAUGUGCUUAACCCGGCAUAUAGUGUACUGUGUAAGCAUCACUUGUUAGUGAACAGAGUACUAUCUUAUACGAGUUUAUCUGGAAUUAAGGCCCAUUGAACUCAGUAGAUAUGAAUAGGAUGAUGCCAUCACUUACCAGUUUGGGGGGAAAAACCUCAUAUUCAAAGAAAUGCAAGGGAAAUCUAUUGUGCUUGACCAGGAUGGUUCCUAUUGCUCUUCUUCUUCUUCUUUUUUACUAUUGGAUGUUAAGAGCCUAUAAUAUACUGCAACUUGCUGUCCAGUAUACUGAAAAACCAAUAGCAAUAAAACAUAAAGCAGUUCAGUGCAAUGAAGUUAUUCAUCCACAGGAUCAACCCGUAAAGGACCAUUUUCUUUUAUUUCUGGCGCUGACUCACUUUUACUGAAGAACUUUGCCACUUAUAGAAAUGCACCUAAGUAGUAAAUGCUUUGUAAUGGUUCCCCACCGUGGAUCCCUCAUCAUUUUUUCCUGAAGAAUAAGCAGAGUUUUAUAACUCAUUGGAGCUACAUUUUAUGAACACAGCAUGUGCAGAGCAUAUGGCAAAGUGAAUUUGAAGCAUAGGGUCUGGGGCAGAUUUUUAAUGUAGCCUCUGCUCUUCCCUCUUCUGCGUGGUGAUGUGAUUUUUUACCAAUUCCCAGAUCAGCCACUUCCAAGAAUUAUCUUAAUACAGCAGGGGUUUUUUUUUUUAUGAGUCAGUCUAUUGUGUCAAAUGUAACUUUCAUAAUGCUAAAGAUACUUUUGUCCAGCCCACAUCCAGUCUAGAAAGCUCUUUCACUGAUGCAUGGAAUGCAAUCCACAGUUUUGUUGAAAAUGAUUCCUUUCUGGUCCUCAUGUCUGUCCUGAAUUUCAGGAAGUACUGUGCUUUUUUUAGGUUGGAUAAACCCAAAGUUUAUUGCUCCUUUCUUUGCAGCUUCCUCUGUGAUGAAUUUCAGACUGGAAGCUCCUCAAGGAAAAUACCUUUUAUGUGGUAUUAGGCAGCCUUCUCCAACAUGGUGCCCUCCAAGUGUUUUGUACUAAACCUCCCAUCAGACUGCUUGAGAAAGUAAAGAUUUAUAACAAUUCCUGAUGGUCAAAAAUAAGGGGUCAAAGAAAGCAACAUAGAACCUUUUCAGAGAAGAAGCAGUAAGAUUUUAGCCUCCACACCCUAUAUUUAGAUGCUGGUAGCUAUGUCAUAGGUAAUUGUUUCAAUGGGACGCGGGUGGCGCUGUGGGUUAAACCACACAGCCUAGGGCUUGCUGAUCAGAAGGUUGGUGGUUUGAAUCCCCACGACGGGGUGAGCUCCUGUUGCUCGGUCCCUGCUCCUGCCAACCUAGCAGUUAAAAAGCCCGUCAAAGUGCAAAUAGAUAAAUAGGUACCGCUCCGGUGGGAAGGUAAACGGCAUUUCCAUGUGCUGCUCUGGUUUGCCAGAAGCAGCUUAGUCAUGCUGGCCACAUGACCCGGAAGCUGUAUGCCAGCUCUCUCGGCCAAUAAAGCGAGAUGAGUGCCACAACCCCAGAGUCGGUCAUGAUUGGACCCAAUGGUCAGGGGUCCCUUUACCUUUACCUUUAAUUGUUUCAAUAUUACUAUGUGUGUACAAUGGGGACACCCACCUUACAGUUUAAUAGCCAAACAUUGUCCAAUGGCUAGGUCAGUAUUUUGUACAAAAUUGAUAAAAAAUGGAUGUUCAGUCAUAUUCAAAAUCAGUUUUUCAAAUGGUGUCAGUGGUCUAAUUGCUUGGGAUUUAACUGUUGAAUUUGAGAUAAGACAUAGGAUCAUAGGAUCUUAGAGCUGGAAGCAACUCAAGGGUCAUCUAGUCCAACCCCCUAUAAUGCAAGAAUCUCAGCUAAAGCAUCCAUGACAGAUGGCCAUCCAACCUCUGUUUAAAAACCUCCAAGGAAGGAGAGUCCACCACCUCUCCUGGGAGUCUGUUCCACCGCCGAACAGCUCUUACUGUCAGAAAGUUUUGUUGAAAGUUUAGUCGGAAUCUUCUUUCUUGUAACUCAAGUCCUACCAUGGGCGUAGCCAGGACUUUUUUUUGGGGGGGGGCCUAUUAGGUGGGGACAGAACAUCAGUUUGCUAUGUCUUUUUAUUGAAUUUUAUUGAUUUGGGGGGCAAAUGGCCCUCCCGCCCCCCCAUCCCCUGGCUAGCCCAUGAAUCCUACCCUCCAGAGCAGGAGAAAACAAGCAUGCUCCCUCUUCCAUGUGACAGCCCUUAAGGUGCAUUUGAAAAAGGCUAUCAUAUCUGUCUCCCCUUUUCCAUGCUAAACAUACCCAGCUCCUUCAAGUGCUCCUCAUCUGAUGGAUUAGUAGUCCAAUCACAUUACAGGGUGUUGUUGUUUUUUAACAAGAUGCCAGGAAGACUCUACUCUACCUGCCACCCCAGAUUUCUGAAAUCUGCUUGGAGUCAAUCUCUGGCCUGGAAAAAAACCACACACACUUUGCACACAGUCAGAUUUACUCUUUCUAACUGUUACUUUCAUUCUUACGGAGCUGAACCCUCACAAGAUUUAACAAGUUCUGCAGGCGAGUCCAGGGCAAAUUGUGCCUCAAAUUGAUACUUAAGGCCAAGGGACAUAGGUUCAUUAUCUGCACUGGCAUCAUGGAUAGUUGGGAAAAACCUUCGCUAAUGCUUCUCUCUGAGGAAUAGCACCGAUUUCUAUUUUUAUUGUAAAAAAAAUAAUAAUAAAAUAAAUUGCAGCUAAAAUCACCUGGGGGAGAAAAGGGAAACCGGUGGCAUGAUAAACAAGCCAUUAGCACAAAAGGCUCACUCUCUUCCACAGUCUCCCCUUUCUCUAGCUUUUCAGCACCAACUACUCGGCUCCGCAGCAGCUGCACCAGCUGAGCUGUGAGAAAUAUAUAUAUUGCAGCCAAUAACAACUGAUGAUAACCUUGACUGCAGCAUAUAUCACCAUGGCAGCCUUUGGCUUUGUAAAAGAUCUGCGAGUGCAGGAUUCCCUUGAUUGCAGGAGGUGGAGAGGGAAGAGCGGGGGAGAGGGAGGAGGCGAGAGCUUAAUUGAAAGUUCAUUCUCCUCCUGUUCUCCCCGGGAAUCCCGCUCCCGAUGCUCUUUCUCUAACCCAAACAAUCCAACCACGUCCACAAGGCACGCUCCAUCCCUUUAAUUCCGAAAGCCCCGUAGAGAGCAUUCUGUAGGCAACGGCAGCGAGUGCCACUAGGUGGCGCUCGCCAACCACUUUUGGAGUUAGGCCGCUUUCCGUUCCGGCCAAUAUAACGCGCCUCCCUCCCGUCCUUGCGCAUCUAAUUCCAGACUUGAUAGGGUAUCCCUGGGAAAAGGAAAAGAAAAAAAGGGGGGCGCAGGAACCAAAGUUAAUAAGGCAUUUGCGCCUAAGCAACCCCUGUGUCCUGAGGUUUCUUUAAAGCGACAGCCCCUGUUCCCCGCUCACACGCUACAGCUACCCCUCUCUGUCCAGACCAGAAACGGAACUUCUGUAAACGAGCGACUUCCACGCCUCGUGACCGUGGCUGCUGCUUAGUCUUUUCCCGAUAUUUGCCAGCGUUCUUCUUCCGUGGCCGAUCUUGACAUUUGACGGUGGUCUGUGCGCAAGGGGAGGGCGGGGCGGGGAGGAAGAAGACAUGUGGAGAUCUACUUCUACCAGCUUCUGAGAGCGCGUUUCUUUUAAAGAAGACUCAAAAAGGAUCGCUUCCUUCGUUCCGGGUGAAAUUCAGCCUAUGCCUGGCUCCAGGUAGCCGCUGUUUACAAGACAUCGAGCAGGGGAAAUUGACCGGGGGCGGCGGGGGAGGUUGUGUGUGUGUGCGCGCGCUGGAAUUUGUCCAGGGCAGAUCUGGGUUGUGUGUGCGCGCGUGUGUCAUGCUCGAGUUUAUCUGGUGUGAGAAGCAGUGGCGGGUGUGAAUGUGUCUGCGAGAGGGUGGGAAGGAGGAAGGGAGGGAGGGGGUGAUCUUGGCAAUGGGCGGGAGAGAACGAGGCGAAUCCUGUCUCUUCCGCUUGCCAGCCUAAUCUCAGCUCAUUUUCUCCAAGCAAUACAACUUCGCGGACGGCAACCUAAGCCAAGCCCGACUCUCCACCAUGGACCCUCCAGGUAAACCAGCGCCCCGCGCGCCAGCCCCUUUCAUUUUGAUCCAUUAAAAAAAAAAAUCCAGAUGGAGAUAAAGACGGGAUAGUAAAAUUAGGAACUCGUAGGUUGGGGUAUGGGAAGGGGGGGGCGGUGUCCUUCCUGAUGGGCUUUUUAGAAAGGGAAAGCGAUGGAACGGGGUGAAAGGGGUUCCUGUUAGUGACUCGGUUCAGGUUCAACUCUUCCGGAAGAAACUCGGGAACUUUGCAGGUGGUACCCGUUGCAUUCCCCACGAGAGUUUAAGGAACGGAUUUGCUAAAACUGGACAGGGAUGCGAAUCAAAGCGGAAACGGCCUUGUGGACCAGUUGUAUGGGGGGAGGGGAGUCGAAGUUGGAGCGGAGUUUAUCAGCAAUUUCAAGAAAGCAGACAUCUCCGAGUCCGAGGCACUGGGUUACAUUAACUCGCGUUAAGCAGAAGCGCUCCCUUCGCAGAUUUUGUUUUAAUUACAACUAAAAUCUAAGACGCGCUUGUGUUCAAUGUUUUUUAAAAAGUUACAUCUGGAUGGGAGAAUAGAACAAAAAUGCCUAAGUGCUUUGGGAUCGAGAUAAAAUGUCUGUGGUUAUUGCCACAGCUUGCUGUGCCUGAGGAAAGAGGGAACCAGACAGGAGGUUGGGAGUUUCUUGUGUUUCGUGUGUGGAAACAAAUCGUCUGCACCUCUAUUUGUGGUGUGGGAAAGAGUUGCAGAGGGACCUCCCAGGUUGCUUCCCUUCGAUUCCUGGCGGUGGGUGGGGUGGGCUGGGCAAUGAGCCCAGGCUUAUUCAGAAGUGCCAUUGUUUUCCUUUAAAAAAAUAAAGAGAGUCCGGCUCUUGCAACAAGCACUGCAAAAGGAGCGAAAUGCUGAAAGAGCCCGCCCCACCCCUUGCGACGCCCUCAGCUCUCGCACACACUCCAAAGCGGGAGCUUGUGUGUCACUGUGAGAAACAGGGUGCUGGACUUAACGGGGCCGUUGUUCGGAUCCACUAGGACCUUUCUUAGGUUAUGUGGUGACACGUUCCUUGGCGGGAAACAGAGCGCAGCUCGCGCCCGCCCCGUCAAGGUCUUUUUGCCCGGUUCGCCUUCUGCCGUGUGUCUGAGAGGAGCCCUGUCCCGCUCCACCUCAUAAAACAGACACCGAGUGGGUUUCUCCCCCCCCCCUCACACCACACAGGAUGGACCUCGGGAGGGUCUGGCACUUUUUGUGAGGGGGGCGGGCGGGCUGAGGAGCUGGACUUUCUCGGCGCCCGCCUCACUUGGCUCUCUUUCGCCCCGCAGGCUGCAGCGCGCCUCCCGCCUUCCUGUGAGGCCGCCGAAGAAGCGCGAAAAUUCAAGGCGGCGCCCGCUCGUUUCCCGCUCGCUGAGGCGCCCAGCCCGGCCGCCCUCCGGAGACUGAAGGCAGCAGCGCCCGGCCGUCGCCCUCCCGCCGCCCCCUUUGGACUCCGCGGCUGGACGGACGGGCCCCGCUGCGGCAAGACAUGGCCGGGCGGCGGCUGUGGUGGCGGCGGCGGGGGGGCGCUGGCGGAGCCCGCGGGCGGCUACUCCUGCGGGGCGGUGGCGGCGGCGGCGCUGGCCCUACUGCUCCUGCAGCUGCCCAGCGGCAGCCCGGCGGUGCCGGCGCAGAACGACACGGAGCCCAUCGUGCUGGAGGGCAAGUGUCUGGUGGUGUGCGACUCCAGCCCGUCCGCCGACGGCGCCAUCACCUCGUCGCUGGGCAUCUCCGUGCGCUCCGGCAGCGCCAAGGUGGCGUUCUCGGCCACGCGCAGCACCAACCACGAGCCGUCCGAGAUGAGCAACCGCACCAUGACCAUCUACUUCGACCAGGUCAGGCGCGCCAGCCCUCUCCCCCCUCCCUCGAGCCUUUUCCGGCCUCUCCUGGCCGAAGCCCCUCCCUCAGGUGACUACGCCCCGCCCAGGCGGCGCCGGCAAACAGAGUCUCCUCCCACCUGCCCACUCCUUCCCUGCCUCUACCUUGCACCUCUUUCUCCAGGUAAGCCCUUCCUGCCCCGGCCAGUCUGCUCUGGCGCCCCCUGGCGUCCAGAAGAGGCGCUCUCCACUUACUUCUUCCUCCUAAUUCCUCCCCUUUCACACUUAGCCCUCGCCCUUUGUUUACUGUCCAGCUUCACUCGUUUUCCUACCAGCUCUCCCCACUCCUAGCCCCAUUGAUCUGUCUCCUAUUGAUCCCUAACUCCCAUCUUCUACACCACCACUCUCCCUGUCUAUCCUUUACCUUGUUGUUGUCGUUUAGUUGUGUCCGACUCUUCGUGACCCCACGGACCAGAGCUAGUCCUGCCUUAUUCCCAUUCCAGCACAACUGCCUCCAGCCAUGUCCAGCAGUGACCCCCCUCAAGCUCAAGCUCUUUCCCCAAGAGCAAUACAUGGCCUCUCUCCCACUAACUGAUGGCGCCCUUCAAUAUCUGUUUUGAUCUUUCUCCAUUCUUUGUGAUGCCCUCCCUCCUACUCUUUCACACCUUAGCUAACUGUAGGGUUGCCAUAUGUCCUCUUUUCCCAGGAUGCACCCUCUUUUUUCAUGGGUAGAGUUGUCUUAGUGAUCCCUAGUUAAAAGUAGAAGUCAGCAAAUGUGUCCUCUUUUUUGCUCUUCAAAAUUUGGCAACCCUAGACUGGGCUUCUUCCAGUGCCCUCUAAGUUAGGGAUAGAGAGCUUGUGCCCACCCCCCACAGAUGUUGUUGAACUCCAACUCCCACCAGCUCUAGCCAAUAUGGCCCAAUGAACAGGGAUGAAGGCAGCUGCAGCCUGUCACUAUCUGGAGAGUCACAGGUUCUUCUUACCUGUUUUAGUUCCACCUUAGUAAUUCACUGUCAGCAGUCUGACAGUACUUGUGGCUCAUCAACUUCUCUAUGAAACAAUAGCCAUCACUUCCUCAUUUUUCUAUUCUGAUGAGUGUCCUUUAAGUACCCCAUCUAAUGCUGUAGCUACCAACAAGAUAUCUUUGGGGGGACUCCUCAGUCUGUCUUGAAUAAUUAUAACCACCAGUUACCCUGUUUUGAAUAAUUAUAACCACCAGUCUGUAUUGCCACAAAUAUAACAUCCAAUUCCAGUUUCUCCAGAGAGGUGGCUCUGGGAUUUCCUGCCUUCCCUUAUCUAGUCAGGCAAACCAGACAGGCAUGCAUAGAGCAGCAGCCUGGGGAAAUCUGCAGAAUUUGGGUGUAGUGCAGUGUGGGGACAGUGAAGGCACUGCAAGCUUAAGCUUUGCCUCUUGGCUCAUUUGAGGAAACCUACAUGCUUUUAGGAUUGCUCUGUCUUAUUGUUCCAGCCUAGGAAGAAAGAAGGGGGAUGCACUGGGAUUUUAUGUAAAACCUUCCAAGUGAAAAGCAUUCAGGUCAUUUAGACUUGUUCAGCACAGAUUAUUUGUUUCUGUUUAUGCAUCCAUCUGUCCAAGGAUUGCUUUCUAAUCAUGAUUACAUGUGUAUUCUAUUAUUUACCCAUUGUGUUCUCCAGCUAUUAUAAUCUUUUAGAAAAAAAUAUUUUGACAUAGAUUGGCAGAAUAUUUUUUUUUGUAGAAUAAUUCUACUGUCACCUUGCUUGCAGAGCUGUAUAAUGCUAGACACUAUAUACAUACCGUUUUGUUUAUAAAGUUUUUUCCUCCCUCUAAUUCCAUGAUGUGUUGCCUUAAAAUAAGAAUUGUAGUGUUGGUUGAAUAACUUAAUUUUUUUUUAGCAAUGAAUGGGAUUCUAGUUUCACAAAUUCUUCUUUCACACUUUUGUAUAUGAGUUUUGAAUCUGGACUAGAUGAGCUCUGAGGUUGAUAAUCUUAUGUAAGAAGGAUAGCCAGUCUUUCACCAACUUCGGCAUAGUUUUUACAUUAAUUUGUAGAUAUGCAUACACACACAGGAUAUUGUGAUACAUGCUAGAAAUUCUGAAAAAGGAAGUACCUGGCAGUCCAAACAGAAAAAGAACCAUAAGAGCCAGAAUCUGCGGCAUUGCACCACUGAGCUUUGUGUGCAGUCUUAACCGUUCUUUGUUACAGAAAAGACAGCAGGAAGCUAUGAGAGCUCUGCUCAGAUGUAAUAAUAAGACCCCAGGCAAGUUGUUGUAACCAGUUACCUGGGAAGACAGAUUAGGCAGAUGAUUUCAGAUCUGAUUCUGUAGGUAAUGGAAAUAUCAAUCAUGCAAAGAACUGUAAACAACUCUUUAGAAUGUUUUCUAAUUCUAGGCCUGCCAUGAGGUUGCCAGCCCCCAUUUACAUUUCUUUAGUUUAGUGUGACUUGCCUUUGGCCAUAAGGAGCCAUAUUCGAGUUUGCAAAUUAUUGGGAUAAGUCCUUUCCUCGUGAUGGUGGUCAUUACCUUUAUAUCCUGCCUUUCCUCCAAGCAGCUUCAGGUGGUGGACAUGGCUCUUGCUGUAAUGGUCUCCUCCCCAUUUUAUCACCACAACAAUAUUGUGAGGGAGGUUAUGCUGAGAAAGAGAUGGUGACUGGCUCAAGGUCACCCACUGAACUUCAUGGGUAUUUUAACCUUGAAUCCCAAGUACUAGUCCAGCAUGUUAACCACCACACUAAAUUGGCUCUCUCGUGGAUUCAUUGCUUUCUCCUUCUUUUGUUACUCUGCAAGAGGCCUUUGAAACAUUCAUAACUUGGCUCAAAAGAGCAUUUUCCAUUACCCUAAUUGGCAAAUUGCACUCACUUUUACCACUAAGUCUAUGCACUAAGUUCUCUGCGGGUUAAAAUGCAUCUUCCAUACUUCUUUGUUCAAGCCUAAUUGAAUUAGUCCCUGUGCUUCAGGAUGGGGUAAAGAGACAAAAGAGAAUGAGGGGUGUAAAUUUCAGAGAGAGAGAGAGAGAGGUUACUUAUUUAAAAUUUGAACUCCCUCCCACUGUUCCAUCACAUGUGACAUGACUAAGUCUCAUUUUGUUUCACAUUAACAUCACAAGCCCCAAGAGAGACAAUUAGUUUCAAUACUGUUACAUGAAAAUGUAAAAUCCUGGGCGGAUUUGUUUAAUGGGAUCUUUUCUCCCUUCGUUUUGCGUGUCUCUCAGCAAUGAUACAUUACAUUUUCUCCUCUGCUGUGAAGACACAGGCUGCCAUCAUGAUCCUUUCAUUCUCUCGAAGAGGCAUUGGGUGCACCACUGUGUAAAUCAAUCAGCUGUCUGAACCAAUCCUUUUAAAACACCUUGGAAAGUUAUUUCGUUUCCCUGCAGUCCGUUUUAAUUGUGCAGCAAAAUGCCUGUGGCUUUGCACUGCUUGGGUAGCCGGUCGAGAAUUCUCCCUGUCUCUCCCCCCACCUGACCUUCCCCAUAAUGAAGGCAUGACCUAAUUGCCCCCUCCCCUUUCAUUCUUUUUUUCUCCAGGUAUUAGUUAAUAUUGGCAACCAUUUUGACCUGGCUUCCAGUAUAUUUGUAGCGCCAAGAAAAGGAAUAUAUAGUUUCAGUUUCCACGUUGUGAAAGUAUAUAACAGACAAACUAUCCAGGUAUGUACUCUUCACUGGGGGGGGGGGGCAGUUUUGUUUUGUUUUUGCAAAGUGGCUCACAUAAAGGCUUGUGACAUUUGAAUAUACAGCAAAACGUCUCAAAGAAAAAAAUAAUCAUGCAGUUGCUGUUAUAUUAAUGUGAUCUUAUUUCAGCAGAGGGUUUUAUGAAUAUGCUAUUUUAUCCAUAAACUACUAGAUAUACCUAGUUCCCUCAGCCAGCACUACAGUCCCCCAUCCCCACACUGGGCUAGCUGACUGGGCCAUUUGGUAGAGAAGGUACAGGUGUAUCAGUCUGAGCCAGGUUUGGAGCAAAGUGGUGGGUCAUUUUGACCUUACACCCCCUCCUACUGCACGAGAUAUGUCUAUCGCCUCCUACUCUGUUUCCCCACCCCCAUUUGGGAUCCCUGCAUGUGGGAGACUCACUUAUAUACUGGGUUGGAAUUUGAUAUUUGGGUGUGUUAUAUUGGGAUGUAACAAUGCAAUUUUAAAAACAAAUGCUAUGCAAGACUGCUGAUGUUGAAUUUCUUUUGAAUUGUAGGUAAGCCUAAUGCAAAACGGCUAUCCAGUGAUUUCAGCUUUUGCUGGAGACCAAGAUGUCACCAGAGAAGCAGCCAGCAAUGGAGUCUUGCUCCUAAUGGAAAGAGAAGACAAAGUGCAUCUCAAACUGGAGAGAGGGAACCUCAUGGGAGGGUGGAAAUACUCAACCUUUUCCGGCUUCUUAGUCUUUCCGCUAUAAAGGGAUGUCAAGGAGAAGCCUGAUUUGCAAGCUGGAACAAGGAUCAAAUCAUUUUGGAAAAACAUACACACACAAGAUCCCUCCUCCCUCUCCCAGAACUUGGCUAGACACGCCAAUAAUUCCAGCCACCCAGUCAGACUGCCAUCAGAGAAUAAUGACAAACCUUCUUGAUGCCACUGUUUGCGUUGACUCUUGACUGUUCCUUGGGAAAACCUGCAGCCCCGAUUAGUUUUAGACGACAGUGAUCUUUAAAAGAAACGAAAUUAUCAACCUGAG
This is a messenger RNA of Podarcis lilfordi (Lilford's wall lizard), 15427 nucleotides long. The record is from the annotation of a GenBank genome assembly. NCBI's taxonomy places the organism in Eukaryota, Metazoa, Chordata, Lepidosauria, Squamata, Lacertidae.